GGAGGCCGGGGCGGCUGCGCCAUUAGCAUAUGCACCUCGUCCCUCCGCAGAGAGCCGCCGCCGCCGCGGCUCGCAGCGACAGAGCGUGGCGCGGGCCGGACGCAGCCCGCAGCCGGGGCCGCCGCAGCAGCCGCCGGGGCCGGGGCCGGGGAACCGGGCGGGGCGGGGCGGGGCGCGCCGCGAGCAUGGCCGCGCGGUACCUGCGAUGAGCGGCGGGGAGCGGGCCGGGCCGCGCCGCGCGGGGCUGCCUGCCCGGGCACGGUGCUGAGGGCCCGGCGCGCCGCCGGCGGCCGCUUUCCCCCGCGUUUUUCUCCGUAGUCGCUCGGUUGCCGCGGCGCCUGCGCGCCCGCCGGGGGCGAGGGGGCGGCGGGGCCGGGGAGGCUGGCGGGCGCGGCGCGGCCGGCGAUGCGGUGCCUGGCGCUGCUCGGCCUCGUCGCCUGGGGCCUGGGCGGCGCGGCCGGGCCCGGCGGCGGCGGCGCGUCCCCGCCGCCCUGCCCGGCCUCCUGCAGCUGCGACGGCGACCGCGGCGUCGACUGCUCCGGCCGCGGGCUGGCCGCCGUGCCGCCGGGACUGAGCGCCUUCACGCACGCCCUAGAUAUCAGCAUGAAUAACAUCACAAGGCUACCGGAGGAUGCCUUUAAGAACUUUCCUUACUUGGAAGAGCUGCGACUGGCUGGCAAUGACCUUUCUUUUAUCCAUCCGAAGGCCUUGUCUGGGUUGAAAGAACUCAAAGUUCUAACCCUGCAGAACAAUCAGCUGAAGACUGUACCUAAUGAGGCCAUCAGAAGAUUAAGUGGUUUACAGUCCUUGCGUUUAGAUGCUAACCAUAUUACUGCUGUACCAGAAGACAGCUUUGAGGGUCUAGUGCAGUUACGUCACCUUUGGCUGGAUGACAACAGUUUGACGGAAGUCCCCAUCCAUCCGCUCAGCAAUCUCCCCUCUCUGCAGGCGUUAACGCUGGCUCUGAACAAAAUAACGCACAUUCCUGACUAUGCAUUUACCAACCUCUCAAGUCUUGUUGUGCUGCAUCUUCAUAAUAAUAAAAUAAAAACUAUAGGAAAACACUGUUUUGAUGGAUUAGACAACCUUGAAACCUUAGAUUUAAAUUACAAUAACAUGGUAGAGUUCCCUGAAGCCAUAAAAGCGCUCCCAAGUUUAAAGGAGUUGGGAUUUCACAGUAACUACAUUUCCAUAAUUCCUGAUGGUGCUUUUGCAGGAAACCCCCUUCUAAGAACAAUACACUUGUAUGACAAUCCUCUAUCUUUUGUGGGGAACUCAGCAUUUCAGAAUCUGUCAGAUCUGCAUUCUCUGGUCAUUCGGGGUGCCAGCAUGGUGCAGUGGUUUCCUAAUUUGACAGGAACCGUUAAUCUGGAGAGCUUAACUCUAACAGGGACCAAGAUCAGCAGUAUUCCCAUCAAUUUAUGCCAAGAGCAAAAGAUGCUACGAACUUUGGACUUGUCUUAUAACAAUAUAAAGGAACUCUCCAGCUUUAAGGGCUGCCAUUCUUUGGAAGAAAUUUCCUUACAGCAUAAUCAAAUCCAUGAAAUCACAGAUGAUACUUUUCAGGGACUGUCCUCCCUUCGUAUCCUUGACCUCAGUAGAAAUCGGAUCCACCAGAUCCACAAAGAAGCCUUCACCACCAUUGGAGCUAUUGCUAACCUAGACCUAAGUUUCAAUGAACUCACUUCAGUUCCAACUGAAGGGUUGAGUGGAGUGAACCAGCUCAAACUUGCAGGCAAUUCUGAGCUGAAAGAAGCUUUGGCAGCGAAGAACUUCGCAAAGCUCCGGUCUCUCUCUGUGCCAUAUGCUUACCAGUGUUGUGCAUUUUGGGGUUGUGAUUCUUAUUUAAACUCUAACACUGAAGAUUCCAGUCACCAAGAUCAAGGUGCCUUGAUGGAUCGCGAGAAAGCUGAUGCAGAUGUUCUAAGAAAUGAUGAAAAUGAGGAACUGAGGCAGACUAUUAUUCACUGUACACCAACAACAGGUGCUUUCAAGCCUUGUGAAUAUUUACUGGGAAGCUGGAUGAUUCGACUUACUGUCUGGUUUAUUUUUUUGGUUGCUUUGUUCUUCAACCUGCUUGUCAUGUUAACAAUAUUUGCAUCUUGUACUCCAUUGCCAUCCUCCAAACUGUUUAUAGGCCUGAUUUCUGUCUCUAACUUAUUUAUGGGAGUUUAUACUGGUAUUUUAACUUUUCUGGAUGCUGUCUCUUGGGGAAGAUUUGCUGAAUUUGGCAUAUGGUGGGAGACUGGCAGUGGUUGCAGAGUUGCUGGGUUUCUUGCAGUGUUUUCGUCAGAAAGUGCCAUUUUUUUCCUGAUGUUGGCAGCUGUUGAACGGAGCUUCUCUGCGAAGGAGAUCAUUAAAAAGGGGAAAAGCAAUCGCCAAAAACAAUUCCAGAUUGCUGCAGUUUUUGCUUUCCUGUGUGCUGCGGUAGCAGGAUGCUUACCACUCUUUCAUAAAGUGGAGUAUUCAGCAUCACCCCUUUGCUUGCCCUUUCCCACAGGAGAAACACCUUCGUUAGGUUUCACGGUAACUUUAGUGCUCCUGAAUUCGUUAGCAUUUUUGUUAAUGGCUAUUAUCUACACUAAAUUGUACUGCAACUUGGAGAAAGAGGACCUCUCCGAAAACUCUCAGUCCAGCAUGAUUAAGCAUGUCGCUUGGCUGAUCUUCACGAAUUGCAUCUUUUUCUGCCCUGUUGCAUUUUUCUCAUUUGCACCGUUGAUCACUGCAAUUUCUAUCAGCCCUGAAAUAAUGAAGUCUGUUACUUUGAUAUUUUUUCCAUUGCCUGCCUGCCUGAACCCAGUUCUGUACGUAUUCUUCAAUCCAAAGUUCAAGGAGGACUGGAAGCUGCUCAGACGUCAUAUGACGAGGAAGAGCGGAGCGGUAGCAAUUUCCGUCAAUACUCAAGGGGGCUGCGUGACGCAGGAUUUCUACUAUGACUGUGGCAUGUACACGCACUUGCAGGGUAACAUUGCCAUGUGUGAAUGUUGCGAAUCGCUCCUUUUAUCCAAGCCUGUGCCAUGUAAACAUUUAAUAAAAUCCCAUAGCUGCCCCACGCUGGCAGUAGUGCCUUGCCAAAGGCCGGACGGCUACUGGUCAGACUGUGGCACCCAGUCAGCCCACUCCGAUUACGCGGACGAAGACGACUCUUUCGUGUCGGACAGUUCAGACCAAGUGCAGGCCUGCGGGCGCGCGUGUUUCUACCAAAGCCGAGGGUUCCCUUUGGUUCGUUAUGCCUACAACAUACCAAGAAUUAAAGACUGAAGGGCUUUGCCAUCAGCUGCUCUAAGGAGAAGGUAUAAUGCUUCAUAGACGGUUACCUGUUUUGACCUUUCGACCAGGAAGCACUUUUGUAAUCUUUUUUUAGUGUCAUUUGUAAAGAAGGGAAGUGGGCAGUAAUUUCUUGAGCCAUACCUUUAAAAAUAAUAAAUUGCCCUGACUGUAAAUAAUUGGUAAACCAAAUUUGUUACCCAGUAUUUUUACUCUUUGCAAGCAAUAGUGGUUUCUUUUAUACAGUUUUUACAUGCUGAAGUCUCUUUCCAUGUUGUACUCCAGUUGUUUUUUGCUUCCGCUGUUGGCAAGGUAAGUUGUUGGGGUUUUCUUUUUUUUCUUUCUUCCUGCCAAAGCACAAUAUAAAGGACAGCUGUUAAUAUUAAAGAAACUAUUUUUAAGUGUGACUUUUCUAUAAUAAAGCAAACAACUCUGUUGCUAGCUUUGUAUACUGUCUUCAGCAUUGAAUCUCAGGAUGAAUUUUGCUGCAGGGCCAAAAAAGGGAUUCUCCCGUACAGAACUGUGAGAGUGAUACAGGAACACCACGUUUGUUUUAUGUUUCAAGCCAACAUUCAAAUUUUAAAAAGAUUUUUUUCUAAUAGAAGCACUUACAAUUUGCAAUAUCUGCAAUCUCCAUGAAAUAAGAAUAUUAACAGCUGUCAGGAAUAACAGGGUUGAACACAUUUUUCAAUGAUGAUGCAUUCCUUCAGGUAAACCACAGCACCUUCCCUCACUAUUACGCAGUGAGGACCUGCUAUUUGAAGGAAUAUCGAUUGGUCAGAUAGUACAUCAGCAGUGCUGUCAGCGUAUCCAACUCACGUUUAUAGGAAGAGACUGGUUAAUGUUUCACCAUCUGUUCAAUGGUCGUACACCCAACAAUAUCUGUGAAUAGACUGAGAUUUUAGCAAAUGGAGGGACAACAGAAAGCAAUUUUGCAACAAAAUGUGUUUUUGCCAAUCAUUUUACUGAGACUAAAGUACACUGUGCAGUGUCACUUAUUUUCAUGUAAAUCAGUGCAUUAUUUUUAAACCAUUUAAGUCCUGAGGCCCAAAUCAUUUUAACUACAAUCGGUGAUCUAUUUAUCUAUACUUAGUUUGAAAUCUGAUAAAUAAAGUUACAAAUGCAUGAUCAAGUAAUUACAUAUGUUUCUUGAGCAAUACGUUAAAUCAACAGCAAAUCCACUGCCAUCCCAGUUACUCUGGAGACAUUCUUGUUAAGAUUUAAAGCUAGAUUGCUGUUUUGAGAAUUAAACUGUAUAUACUGUUCAUAUGAUGAAUUUUUAUCUUUGUAUUGUAAAUUAUUUGAUAGAACACAUGAUGGGAAAUGUGGCUUCAGUUCAUUUUGUUAAUUAAAGCUACCUCCUAAAAUAUAGUGGCUGCCAGUAGCAGAAUGUUUAAAAUGUGGUUUAUAUACUUUUUGCAUUGUAAAUAGACAUGGUUGUAUAUUGUCACUGUAAUAAAAACAGAAUCCUUGUAUAUCAAAAUCAUGUAGUUUGUACAAAAUAUGGGAGGAUUAUUUACUGUACGCUGUUAAUUUUGUAAGCCAAAAUAUUCACAUGUAAAAACAAAAGAGAAGAAAACCACCCCAGAGUUGUUCAUUCUUAUAUUUACACUCGUAAAUAUUACAUCUGCAAUUAGCAUGGAAUGUUACACUGAAAGCAAAUAAAGGGUACAUGAAUAUUGA
Dromaius novaehollandiae (emu) is the source of this 4950-nucleotide messenger RNA. It is a transcript of the gene LGR4, whose product is annotated as leucine rich repeat containing G protein-coupled receptor 4. Gene Ontology annotation, molecular function: protein binding; G protein-coupled peptide receptor activity; protein-hormone receptor activity. The record is from RefSeq and is a predicted model, not a curated record. The coding region runs from base 406 to 3261 and encodes 951 amino acids. The transcript has 18 exons. Lineage: Eukaryota; Metazoa; Chordata; Aves; Casuariiformes; Dromaiidae. Gene Ontology annotation, biological process: hormone-mediated signaling pathway; activation of adenylate cyclase activity; adenylate cyclase-activating G protein-coupled receptor signaling pathway. Gene Ontology annotation, cellular component: plasma membrane.